Molecule: messenger RNA, 2090 nt
Organism: Naegleria gruberi
Lineage: Eukaryota; Heterolobosea; Eutetramitea; Acrasida; Naegleriidae
Exons: 1
Coding region: 53-1993 (646 amino acids)
Biological process (GO): protein refolding; cellular response to unfolded protein
Cellular component (GO): cytoplasm
Molecular function (GO): misfolded protein binding; ATP binding; ATP hydrolysis activity
Source: RefSeq, a predicted model, not a curated record
CACAAACUGAAAAAAAACAAUACUAUUGUAAUUAAUAUACUAUAAUUUCAAAAUGUCUACUACUUCAACAACUUCUGAACUAUUUGACGGUGCUAUUGGAAUUGAUUUGGGAACAACCUAUUCCUGUGUUGGUGUUUACAUGAAUGAUACUAUUGAAAUUGUUCCAAAUGAUCAAGGUAAUAGAACAACUCCUUCCUAUGUUGCAUUCACAGAUCAAGAGAGAUUGAUUGGUGAUUCUGCAAAGAAUCAAGUGGCAAUGAACCCACACAAUACUGUAUUCGAUGCUAAACGUUUAAUUGGUAGAAAGUUUUCAGAGGAAACUGUUCAAGAUGAUAUGAAACAUUGGCCAUUCAAAGUUGUCUCUGAAACAGGUGAUGAUAAACCUAAAAUUCAAGUCGAAUUCAAAGGUGAAAUUCACACAUUCACUCCAGAACAAAUCUCAGCCAUGGUUCUAACCAAAAUGAAAGACAUUGCUGAACAAUAUUUGGGUAAAACUGUAAAGAAGGCAGUCAUCACAGUUCCUGCCUAUUUCAAUGACUCUCAAAGACAAUCCACCAAAGAUAGUGGAACCAUUGCUGGUUUAGAUGUUUUGAGAAUUGUUAAUGAACCAACAGCUGCUGCUAUUGCCUAUGGUUUAAAUAAGAAAGGUGAAAGAACUGUUUUGAUAUUCGAUUUGGGUGGUGGUACAUUUGAUGUUUCAAUUCUUGACAUUGAUGAUGGUGAAUUAUUUGAAGUGAAAGCAACAGCAGGUGAUACCCAUUUAGGAGGUGAAGAUUUUGAUAAUUUGAUGGUCGAAUUCUGUUGUGAAGAAUUCAAGAGAAAGUUCAAGAAGAAUGUUAAGGAAAAUCCAAGAGCAUUAAGAAGAUUGAGAACUGCAUGUGAAAGAGCAAAGAGAAAUUUAUCUGCAGCAUCGAAUGCUUCCAUUAACGUGGAUGCCAUUAUGGAUGGAUUGGAUAUGGACAUUGUCAUGACACGUGCCAAAUUUGAACAAUUGAAUUUGGAAUUGUUCAAGAAAUGUUUCGAACCUGUCAAGAAGGUAAUUCAAGAUUCUGGUUAUGACAAGUCACAAAUUGAUGACAUUGUUUUGGUUGGUGGUUCAACUCGUAUUCCAAAAGUUCAAGAUAUGCUCAAAGACUUCUUCAAUGGUAAAGAACUUUGCAAGUCAAUCAAUCCAGAUGAAGCAGUUGCUUAUGGAGCUGCUGUUCAAGGUGCUGUGUUGACAGGAAAGGAAAAGAAAGUUCUAUUGGUUGAUGUUGCUCCAUUGUCAUUGGGAAUUGAAACUGCUGGUGGAGUAAUGACUAAAUUGAUUGAUAGAAAUUCAAAGAUUCCAUGUAAGAAAACCAUGCAAUUUUCUACCUAUGCUGAUAAUCAGACAGCUGUCACUAUUCAAGUGUAUGAAGGUGAAAGACCAUUGACAAAGGAUAAUCACUUAUUGGGUAAAUUCAAUUUGGAAGGAAUUCCACCUGCUAAAAGAGGUGUUCCAGUAAUUGAUGUGACAUUUAAUGUUGACACUAAUAGUAUCAUGACAGUUUCUGCUCAAUGUUCUGGUAAGACUGAAUCUUUAACUAUUAACAAUGAAAAAGGAAGAUUAUCCGAUGAAGAAAUCAAAGAAAUGUUAAAACAAGCUCAAGAAAUGGAAGCUCAAGAUAAAAUUGCAAAGGAAAAGAUUGAUGCAAAGAAUUCAUUGGAAAAUUAUGUCUUCUCCAUCAAAUCUACCAUGGAAGAUCCUAACUAUUCAACAAAGAUCUCACAAGAUGAUAAGAGUAAGGUCAACUCUGCAUGUAAUGAGAUUCAAUCAUGGUUAGAUAAUAUGAAUAAUGUAUUGAGUUGUUCAUUGGAAGAAAUUGAACAAAAGAAGCAACAAUUAGAAAGAAUUUGUUCUCCAAUUAUGGCUAACAUUCAUUCUCCUCAAUCUGCUGCUUCCUCUGAUUCAUUUCAAUCAGAACCAACAGAAACAAAAGCUCCAACUUUUAAUGAUCUUGACGUUGAAUAAUUUGAUUUCUUAUCAGUUCAAUAUCAAAAUUUUGUUAAAAAGACGAACAAUAUAUAUUUAAAUUAUAUUAUAUUAAUAAAUAAAUUGUACAAUUAAU